This is a messenger RNA of Hippocampus zosterae (dwarf seahorse), 3542 nucleotides long. It is a transcript of the gene krt222, whose product is annotated as keratin 222. The transcript is spliced from 10 exons. Bases 460 to 2079 code for a protein of 539 amino acids. The record is from RefSeq and is a predicted model, not a curated record. Lineage: Eukaryota; Metazoa; Chordata; Actinopteri; Syngnathiformes; Syngnathidae.
ACUCACCUAAUUUCUAUGUGUUUGUAACAGUAGAGGGUUGCAACUGUAGUUUGACCAUCAAGACUAUACAGCCACACAUUUUCUCAGAGUAGUUUGAUCGCAGUUCAUUGGGUCCAUCUCAGGGACCACCUGAUGAUGACCUCACACACAGUGGGAAGAAGAAAGUAUUGACCGGUCCUCUCGAGAGGAAUGUGCUAAGCCGUGCACAGAGGAGAGGUUCUUUGGAUUCUUGUGACCAACUAAAACAGACUGGGAGAUUUUUUUUUACUGCAAUUAUUGUCUUAUAUGCUUGGGAGGUCACGUUACCUCGCGUGAGUAUCACUCGGUAAACAUUUACUUAGUUAACGCCUCUGACUGCGUGCCCGAGAACAAGUGUGACUGUUAGCUGUACCUACGGGUGUAGAAAUUAUCACAUCUGCUAGGAACGAAUGUCUCCUAGUGUACAAAAGUGAAUUUAGCAUGGACUCGGUGCAGAACUCCCGUCAGAUCAUGUGGGCAAUGAACACUCGUUUGAAGGGCUUCCUGGAACAGAUGAACUGGCUGCAGGAGACCAACCAACAAUUGGAAGUUCAGAUAGCUGUCAAGGGCAUGAGAAACACAUUGUGCACUCAGGACUGGUCCAAGCAGGAAGAAGCCGUGAAAGAACUCCGUGCUCAGGUUGGCAAAUUACUGAUGGAGAAUGCCCAGUUGGCACUGCAGUCUGAAAGCAUGAAGUCCAGAGCUGCUGCCAUCCAGGCCAGGUGUGACACGGAAGAGCGUAACACCCUGGAUCUGGAGCAACAGGUGGCUGUGCUGAGGGAGUCAAAGAAGAAGACUGAUGAGAGCAACAUGAUUCUGCAGGCCGACAUUGAUCACUCCAUGACAGAGCUCCAGGAUAUACACCAAGAGUAUCAGGCAGCCAGAGCUCUGCAGUUGCAGCGAUCCCCCUCAUGUGAUGCUUCGUUAGCAGCCACUACGGAAGCAGGUAAACAGGAAGAGGAUGGUACAGGGAUGGAGCUCAGCAAACUCCUCGACCAAAUCAGAGCUCAGUGCAACCUGAACAGACCUCCUAACCAGAAUGAGAGGCAUCUUAGUCCGUGUACAAGCUCAUAUUGGCUUCACAGCUAUCGUGGGGCGAGCCAGUCUGAAGCUGAAGCUGCAGCUGCAUCAACAACAACAACAACCCUAACACAUUUUGGCGCUUACAACGAGCUGGAAGCAGCAUGGACACAGGUUAGCCUCGGCAGCAAUGCGCUGAGGGAUGCUUUGGCAGAUUUAGCUGAGGCCCGGAAGCAGUGGCACUCCCUUCAGGUGGAGAUUGAGACCCUGCAUGCAUUGGAGAAAGGCCUUGAGAACUCCCUACACAACACCCAGCAGCUGUAUUCCAGCCAGCUGCAAGAACUUUCCCAGGUGAUCACUGGACUGGAGGGUGAGCUGGAGCAAGUGAGGAAUGGACUGGCCACACAGCGUCAGCGACACAGCCAGAUGCUCAACACAAAGCUACGACUGGAGCGAGAAAUCUCCACUUACAGACGACUGCUGGAACAGGAGGAGGGCAGAUACAUGGCCCACAGUGAUCAGCAGAUGCCUCUGCAGCUCUGGAGAUCGUUUUUGCUGGAACCCAAUGAAAAAGGUUUGGAGAAUGGCUUCAGCGACCACACCAUCACUCCCGAUGAACCAAAAUCAGAGCCUCUACCUACAACAUCUUCACGACUACAAAUGGUCAAUAAGAUGAUGGAAAGCUCCGGACUCCAUCGGGGACAAAGUCUUGCGAUACUCACAGAACCAGAGCAAGAUAAACAUUUACCAAUUUCCACUGUGAAGACCCAGGAGAUUCUUCAGGGUAGCGUAGUGCAGGAGAGUGCAGAGGGCCAUGGCACUGUUGAGACUGAAAAGAUUGACAAGGUCAUUAAGCAGUGGGAGAGCUCGUUCUUCAAGGGCAAUCCAAAACUGCGUAAGAAGUAUGUGUCCUUGCGCUUCGACCUACACAUGGCUGCAGCAGACGAAGGCUGUGCCCAGACCAGACAAGACAGUCUCGCGGAUGUCGAGGUGCGGCUCAUCAUGAAAAGAUCUCGCAGUAGCGCAACUAUCACUCCAUAAAUUGUGGCUUCAGACAUGAGUGAAUUUUGGAGUUCCUACCUGACAUUGGUAUAUCUACAGUAUGCAUAUUGAUUUAACACUAAAGUUGGUGGAACACUAUUUUGGAUGAUAAAAUUCACUGGCACAGGAAAUGAUGGUUACAUGUCUUUGCACCUGGGCUUUUUUGGGGGGGAGUGGGGGGGCAAUCCAUCGAAAACUGAAAUUAAUUCGCUAAUAAUUUCACUGUAAAACAAUAAAUUAAAAUAGGUGCUGACAAAAUUAACUCAAUUAACAAACCUGAUAUGACCAAAUAAAAAGUCACAUAUUCUUUAUGAUGACGCAAAAAUUAACCUAACAAAAAAAACACCCACACACACAGAAGACCUCUCUGCCUUGUCUUCUAUUUUUUUGUAUGUGUGAAAUUGAUGUAAUUGAAGAAGAAGAAGAAAACCUUUAUUAGUCUCACAAUGGAGAAAUUCCAGAUUCACAGCAGCAAAGUUAUGAAAGGAAGAAGUAGAACAACAAAAAAAUAGGAGCUGCUGGAAAGGCAGCCACUCUCGCGGCGCCAUUUUGAAGUCAAAAUAAUAAAAAUAACAACACAACACAUAGGACAGAGACAGUCGUGCAAUCUUCACCACUUUUCUGCAUACACUUUGUUGUCUGAAGCAGUAAUAGAUGAAAGAGGAGAGGAUCAAAGUGUCCUUUCUCCAGUGGAUCAGAGACGUCAUGCUGAAAAUGUGCACACGUCUGCUACAAGCUAAGUUUUGAAAGCAAACACAAAGCUGUUUUUAAGUGCUCAUUUUAAUUUGUUUCAUUUGUUCAUUACACCACUGACAUUCUCUGAUGGAGAGAUCGUGUUAAAAACCUGCCGAUUUCAACUGGCAGUCAACUCCUUUCAUGAACUUUCGAUAUUGUGGUAAUUUUAGUCAAGGGGAACUCAUGAUAUUGUGUCAUUUCUUGUCAUUGUGCCCCUGACACACAUCUAAACCAAAUUUAAAUACUCAUUGUUGGGCUAUUGCUCCGACUCAAAGCAUAAAGUCGGACACUUCCUCACGCCCCAGGGAGUUGAGUCGUGGUCCGUGCUCAGUACCCCUUUUAACCAGACGGUAGCAGCAUUUGUACAUAGUUAACGAUGUGUAGUGCCACAACACAAUACCGUAGGUACUGGAUAAUGAUAUAUUUUGCCCAACUGUGGAAAUUCAGCAUAUGCUUACACCUUUUAAUGCAAUGAUUCGUAUUCACUUAUAUACUAUACUUAUAUUUACUUUGUAUUACCAUGCGGUCACAUGUAAAUGCUUUACCGCCUCAGGGCCACUACGCAUUUCAGUUUCGAUAAAUUCAUUUUCCUGUUUCAAGCAUUUAAAUUUGUUGUUGAUGCCGUUCUGCUUGACUAUACUUUGCCUUAAGAUGCACUACUUCUGUACCUUACACAUAUUUUGUUUUCGAAUUCCAAAUAAACAAAUAUGCUGAUGUUGAACCACAAA